Molecule: messenger RNA, 512 nt
Organism: Phragmites australis (common reed)
Lineage: Eukaryota; Viridiplantae; Streptophyta; Magnoliopsida; Poales; Poaceae
Product: V-type proton ATPase subunit e1-like
Exons: 3
Coding region: 88-297 (69 amino acids)
Biological process (GO): proton transmembrane transport
Cellular component (GO): proton-transporting V-type ATPase, V0 domain
Molecular function (GO): proton-transporting ATPase activity, rotational mechanism
Source: RefSeq, a predicted model, not a curated record
UCGCGUCCCCCCCCCCCCCCCCCCUCUUCCCCGACCGAGCGAUCCAGCAGCAGCCGGCACCGCGAGAGCUCGUCGAGAGCGCCUGCCAUGGGCUUCUGGGUGACGACGCUCAUCUUCCUCCUCGCCGGCGUCGCCGCCUCCCUCUCCGCGCUCCUCUGCUGCAACCGCGGGCCCUCCACCAACCUAUUCCAUUUGACCUUGGUGAUUACAGCUGUAACUUGUUGUUGGAUGAUGUAUGCAAUCGUUUACCUUGCUCAGAUGAAGCCUUUGAUCAACCCCAUCCUGAGCGGGGAGUGAGCUUUGUUUUUUAAAAUAUUAAAUCUAGCCAUGACGUAUCUUUAUUCUGUCUGCAUUUUAUUCAUUUUGGCCCAACUGAAAUAAAGAACUACAGUGAGGGGUUUUGCCACUCAUCCUCCAGACGCUCUAGGAGGAAUGCUGUGAUUAGUGUAUGCAUUUGUAUGAUAUACACAAUAAUACUAUUUAUCCAUGCUGCCCCUGUGUUUUUAUCUGAA